GGGCCGAUUUGCACUUUAAACCACACUUUCUACUUCCUCCCUAUGUUGCUGUAAUAUCUCGUACAGCUAAAGUCUUGAUAUGUGGUUUAGGUCACUGGUGGCGAGUGCGUGCACUCUCGGUGUGUUUGGAGCUGUCACACAUAAAUUCGUUCCUACAGCCUUGCUUCACACCGAUCUUAGAAAAUCAUCUCUUGUGAAGCAAUCAGACAUGAAGGUAGAACUUCUGCCUGCCCUCACCGACAACUACAUGUACCUUCUGAUCGACGAGGACACAAAGGAAGCUGCCAUUGUUGAUCCAGUUGAACCCCAGAAGGUUGUGGAUGCUGUGAAAAAGCAUGGCGUGAAGCUCCGAACGGUCCUUACCACGCACCAUCACUGGGAUCACGCCGGAGGCAAUGAGAAGCUGCUGAAGUUAAUGCCAGGACUGACAGUGUACGGGGGAGAUGACAGAGUGGGAGGAUUAACUCAAAAAGUUACGCACUACAACACAUUUAAAGUGGGAUCCCUGAAUGUAAAGUGUUUGUUUACGCCAUGUCACACCAGUGGUCACAUCUGCUACUUCGUAACGAAAGAAAACAGCACAGAACCACCAGCUGUAUUCACAGGGGACACUUUGUUUGUGGCUGGAUGUGGGAAGUUCUUUGAAGGAACCCCUGAUGAGAUGUAUAAAGCCCUGAUAGACGUUUUAGGUCGUCUUCCUCCAGAGACGCGUGUGUACUGCGGUCACGAGUACACCAUCAACAAUCUGAAAUUUGCACGACAUGUUGAGCCAAAAAACGAAGCCAUCCGAACAAAACUAGCAUGGGCCAAGGAGAAAUACAACAGCGGAGUGCCGACAAUUCCUUCCACCAUGGCAGAAGAGUUCACUUAUAAUCCAUUUAUGAGAGUGAGAGAGAAAUCAGUACAAGAGCACGCUGGGACCACCGAUCCAAUUGAAGCCAUGAAAAUGAUCCGUAAAGAAAAGGACGGCUUUAGGGUUCCCAAGGAAUGAGUCUGUGUUAUUUCAUGCUCGUCCUUUCAUAAAAGCCAAACGCACUAGACGCUUGUCUCUGGCCAGCAUUUCACUAAACAAUACCAGGGCUUUAUGAGCCAUUUGCAUGCCCUCCAUUUAUAGCAAAAGCACAAUUUUUUUAAGUCAGCGUAUGGUCUAUAGUAAGCAAUACACAUAACAAAUUUUUUUAUUAUCGAAAAAUCACUAACAUGACGAUUGAGAGGAAGCUCUGUGCUGUAGGCUUAUUUGUGCUAUCUGUCUUUAUUUAUGUAUGUUUAUGUGAGUUUUGACAUGUUCUGCCUUUGUCACUUUCUGAAUAAUUCAUGUCAUGUUUGACCAUCAAUUAUAGUUUUAUUGUAAAAUAUUUCUCAUUUGAAAUGUUUUAUUUUGAAAAUCACAAAGAAAUAUUUUUAAGAUGUUAUUAAGUUUUAUGAACAAUUGUUGACGAGAGACGUUCUAGAUGUCUGGCUGAUUCAUUUUGAAUGUAGACCGUGUUGAACACCUCAUAAUUCAUUUGGCUUUGUCUUGUUUCACACUUCACCAAAUCUUGCACUUUUCACAAUCAAAUGUUAACAAAAAAGAUGAUUUAUAAAGUGUUCAAACUAAAUAAAGUCUUAAUGUAAAUGUA
Molecule: messenger RNA, 1619 nt
Organism: Paramisgurnus dabryanus
Lineage: Eukaryota; Metazoa; Chordata; Actinopteri; Cypriniformes; Cobitidae
Source: RefSeq, a predicted model, not a curated record